This is a messenger RNA of Anthostomella pinea, 1986 nucleotides long. Lineage: Eukaryota; Fungi; Ascomycota; Sordariomycetes; Xylariales; Xylariaceae. The record is from the annotation of a GenBank genome assembly.
AUGAGACGAUUCAGCAGCUCUGUCACCAUCACAGACCCCCUUGUGAAGUAUCAGUCCCUGCUGGCGACCGGCCUGUACUGUCCGGACCCAGCACAGCAUAGGCUCGCCAUUCAUCUUCAGAAAGUGUACCAUCGUCUGAAAGAUUACUCACCUUCGAUCGAAUAUCGCACAAGGCUCAAGGCUGUCACCAGUGCUCUGGACCAGUCCAAGCAGAAAGACGAUGCAUCUCGCACACUCGCUGCCAAGAGUCAUCCCAUCCGCCGGAAUCCCCUGUUUGCGCGAUUCUUCGCCCGGACCGAGAGCAAAGAUGCCCUUGCGCUGACGAGGGUGCUUGCCGGUUAUGAAGAGGCAGUUCACAUACCCUCGCCGCAGGGGCUCUUCCUGUCUGGGGAGGUAGGGACGGGCAAGUCAAUGCUACUCGACCUCCUUGCGGAUGGGCUACCUACCAGUCGGAAACGAAGAUGGCACUUCAACACCUUCAUGCUGUAUACAAUGUCCCAGCUGGAACGACAUCGCAAGGCAUAUUCGCAUUUAGAGAACAGCGAUCAGCAGUACUCCCUGCUGUGGAUGGCCAAGGAGAUGAUCGAGAAGUCUCCAAUCCUUUUCCUGGAUGAGUUCCAACUGCCCGACAGAGCAGCAAGCAAGAUUCUCAGCAACCUUUUCACCGCCUUCUUUCAACUGGGCGGUGUUCUGGUAGCUUCCUCCAACCGCAUGCCUGAAGAACUAGAGAAAGCCACGGGUUUCCAAUACACGGCGCCCACAGCGGGUGGGAUGAUUGGGCGAGCACUUGGGCUAGGGAAGUCUCGCAGCAAAAGAGAGCUGUUCGGCUCCGCGAGCGAUUUCGCGUCAUUCCUUGAGGUGCUGAAAGCGAGAUGCGAAUUCUGGCAGAUGGAAGGGGGCAAAGACUGGAGGCGGCGUGAGGCCGACGAAGCCUCAAACCCACCUGCAACAGUCUCGAGUCAGAAACCCAAUUCGCAGGAUUUCAGGGAAGAAUCGACAGGGCAGCCCGAAUCUGAGAUUGAGCUGCAGACCGCGGAGUCCACUGUUGCUGCCAAAAGGCCCAGGAAUUACCUCCUUAUGGGAGAAACGGACGAUUCGUCGUGGGAAGAGGCUUUGCAAGACUUGACUAUAACUUCCACUCAGGACAUUGUCCCCUGGCAAUCCUCAACCAUGACCAUCUACGGCCGUACAAUAAACAUACCGCAACAGCACAACGGGGUCGUACGCUGGGACUUCAAGGAGCUCGUCUCCUCCUUUGGGCCAGCCGCCUACAUCACCAUGGCAUCAACCUUCCAUACAUUCAUCAUCGACGGCGUCCCCGUCCUCACCAUCCUCCAAAAGAACGAAGCCAGACGGCUCAUCACACUCCUAGACGCCCUCUACGAAGCGCGCUGCAAGCUCAUCGUCCGAGCAGAAGCCGGGCCCGACGACCUCUUCUUCCCCGAAGCCAAAGCCUCCAACUCAUCCCCAUCCCCAUCCACACCACCAUCACAAGACCCGCGCCAGACCACCGAAAAGGUCGACGCGGAUGCCAUCCACUCCGAGACCAUCGCUGAGGCCUACCAGGACACAACGUCGCCCUUCCGGCCCAACAUCUCCGCGUACACCGACGCGGACCAGGACUCCGACUUCGACGUCGCCGAGCCGUUAAGAUCCAAGGUCGACUUCAGCAACACGGGCGCCUUCACGGGCGAGGACGAGCGGUUCGCGUACAAGCGCGCGACGAGCCGGCUCUGGGAGCUCUGCGGCGCGCAGUGGCACGCUCGCCAGGGCGACUGGUGGCAGCCGUUGCCCGUGGAGGCGCGGCAUUGGGAGGGAGGCGCGCCGGCUUCGAAGGCGCGGCCGUGGACGCCGACUGAGACCGUGCCGGGAAACGUGCAGAUGGGUCCUUCUGUGGAACUUGAUGAACCGGCGGGCCUGCAGCGCUACCGUCUUGACUCCUUACGAAAGGCUGUUUCCGGGAAAGGAGAUCAGGGGAACUCCUAG